This is a messenger RNA of Agrilus planipennis (emerald ash borer), 644 nucleotides long. Its product is annotated as trypsin-7-like. The transcript has 2 exons. The coding region runs from base 116 to 574 and encodes 152 amino acids. Gene Ontology annotation, molecular function: serine-type endopeptidase activity. The record is from RefSeq and is a predicted model, not a curated record. NCBI's taxonomy places the organism in Eukaryota, Metazoa, Arthropoda, Insecta, Coleoptera, Buprestidae. Gene Ontology annotation, biological process: proteolysis.
ACGUUUAUAUUUAUGUAGGGAAAAUGCAACCAAUAUUACAUUACGUGCUGGUGCUUCCGAGACUAAUCAAACAGCAAGAACACCAAUUACUGUAGAGGAGGUGUUCCUUCAUCCCAUGUACAAUGAAACAACGCUAGACUACGAUAUAAGCAUUCUCCGCCUGGAUGAAGAUCUUGUUUUUGGAAGAACGAUUGGCCCAGUUUCUUUACCACCGCCCAAUGUCGUUUUACCUGCAGGAACUAUGGCUACCGUUGCUGGUUGGGGUGAUUUAUCAGAUGGAGGCGUAAUCCCAACUCAAUUGCAGGCAGUAACUAUACCAAUUAUUUCCAAUGAAGAAUGUAUUCGUCAUUACAACGGCACCUUUGCCCUUAUUAGUGAUAGAUCGCUAUGCGCUCUUUAUGCACCAGGAGGAAGAGAUGCUUGUCGUGGUGAUUCUGGAGGACCAUUGACAGUGAACGGUGUGCUUUAUGGAGUGGUGUCUCAAGGUAUAGGCUGUGCGGAUCCCAGAUACCCAGGAAUUUACGCCAAUGUCUCAAAUUUACGCUCCUUUAUCGAAGAUGUUACAGGGCUGUAAUUAUUUUCAUACCAUUUGCAUUUGUAAAUGUUCAUCGUAAUAAAUAAAGAACUUAUACUGUUAUAGCUUA